Molecule: messenger RNA, 1212 nt
Organism: Naegleria gruberi
Lineage: Eukaryota; Heterolobosea; Eutetramitea; Acrasida; Naegleriidae
Exons: 3
Coding region: 1-1212 (403 amino acids)
Source: RefSeq, a predicted model, not a curated record
AUGAAACUAAACCUCAUACUAUUCCUGUCCCUGAUCAUUUUCUCAUUUCUCUUCCUUGUGGUCUUUUAUUUUCAAUAUCAACAUCAAAUACGGAUAGAGAGUGAUUACACACUCCGAUUAGUUGAAAAACAAGUUUCGAAUAUAAAACCAACGAACAAACUAAAUGCACGAGUAUUUCCGAUAACUUUUAUGAGUGCAGAUUUGGAGAAUUUAUUUUUAUCUCGAAUAUUGAAAUCUAAUUGUCAAGUUUUCUUGGCUUCAUACUAUAGUUUUAAUUCUUUAGGUGGAAUUCUUCCAACUUUUAUUGGAAAGGAGAAGAAAAGUUACAUUUAUGGUCACGGUAAAAAAUAUUACAUUUUGGAACAAUUUCUGAAUAGCAAAUCUUCAUCCUAUAUCAAAGAUGAUGAUUUCAUCUUCUUUGCUGAUGGAAUGGAUGUAAUGUUUUAUGAUAAUUUACAAAGAGCUGUGGAAAUUUAUAUUUCCUAUUUGAGAUUGGAAGGAUUUGAUGUGGAGAGAGAUAGAGAAAAGGAUUGGCCGAUAUUGUUCAAUGCUGAGAAGAAUAGACAUCCAUUUCCAAGAAAUUUCUAUCAAUUUAUUAAGAAUUUGGAUAUUAAAAUUUUAAUUGAGAAAUAUGUUCGUCAACAAAAUUAUCCAAAGAAGCCAUAUUGUGCUCCAUCCACUUUCAACUUUAUUAAUUCUGGAGUUUAUAUUGCAAGGAAACGAGAUGUCAAAAGUUACUUGAGAACAAUAUUUGAAAAAAUUGUAAAGGAUCCAAAAUUCCUCGAUAAUGACGAUCAAGGAAUAGCCCAUUAUGUACACAUAUCCAAUUCAUAUCAUCCAGUCUACCCAAUCAUGACUGAUUGUAAUCUUGCUCUCUCAAUAACUACCUUCAACUCGUGUGAAAUCUUCAGAUCCAAUGAUGGAGCCACUUGUCAAGUUGCAGAUCCAAUUAAUGGAGCAAGACCCAUUUCAAUUCAUAGUGCAGGAUUGGGAUGCAAACAAUUUUGCCCCUGUCUCUCCACUAGUGUGAAUCAAAGUCCAUUAUCGAAUUCAAUCACUUCUACUGAUUUACAUGAUUUGAAAAAGGAUUUUGGAGUAAUUGUCUAUGAUAGUGAUCAUGAUUCGAUAACCAUUCGGCCAGUAUUGGAAUUUUGUGGAAAGGAGACAUUGUUUAAUAUCGAACAAGAUAAGUGCGUCUAUAAGAAUUAUUGA